CUGGCGUCGGUUCAAGAUCGAACUGGUACAUGACAUCGCGACACGAAGCAGGCAGGACGCGGCGUCGCCUUCCGCACGUGAACGUCGAUGCUGAAUAUGAAGGCGAAUCACUAGACACAGUGCACUUGCUUGCGGGCAGUGGACAGCGAGGAUGUGGCGACGGUCGCGCAGUGUCUGCGUCCUUCAAUGCUCCAGCAGAUUUGUGCUACCUAGGAGACGACGCUGGCACGCUUGUCCUGUCAGACACACAGAACAACACCCUUCGUUUCGUCGUACCUCCAUCACACUCGUCGCUCAACAAGUACGACUCGGAGCCCCGCGUCCAGUCCCUUCGCCACGCUCGAUUUUCAUCGCCGCGAGGUCUUGCCAUAACUGCGUCGUGGGACACUCUACAUCUCCUCGUGUGCGACUCUGGCAACCAUCGCAUCCAAUGGGGGCAACUGCCGUUGCAUUUCCCCAUCGAUGAAAUGACAUUUGAUACGUUUGCUGGGACGGGUGUCCGCGGCCACCAAGACGGCCCGGCGAACACUGCGACGUUCCAUCAUCCGUCCGGUGUCUGUGUAGAUGGGAACGAGGUCGUGUACGUUGUCGACACGGGCAACCAUUGUAUUCGUGAAGUUCGACGGGUGAAGCGACAUGUGGCAAGCUCCAGCACGAACAACGCCGGUGGCGGUCACCAUUGGGUCGUGUUGACCAUAGCUGGGAACGGCAGCGGAGGGACCAAGAAGAAAUCGAUGGGGGUUGUGAAAGACGGCCGCGGACGGGUGUCUAAUCACGUCGGAGGGUACAUCGACGGGCCGGGCGAUCGAGCGAGGUUUCGGGCACCCACCGGCAUUUGCUUGGGUCGUGGUCAGGAUGAAUUGCUUGUAGCCGACACGUUUAAUCACUGCAUUCGGGUCGUGAGUCGGCGCCAGACACGAGGGGCCACGGAAUGGACGGUCCACACGAUAGCAGGAGGGGGUCAGAGUGGCCACUUGGAUAGCAACUGCGAUUCAGCCUUGUUUAACCAGCCUGUGGGCAUAUGCCGCGCGAGCGACGAUUCGCUGUUUGUGGCAGACAAGGGCAAUCACUGUAUCCGCCACAUUGGCGGGUAUAUCGGGAAGCUCAAGUACUCGUGGGUGCGCACAAUAUCGGUGGGUGCGUUGGCGCCAAGCUGGCGGUUCCCCAAAGGCGUCGAGCCUCCGUUGUUGCUGCCAAAAGGCGUUGCCAUGCUGCCGGUCCACCACAGUUGGUACAGCCCAAACCAGCAUCCCCACGAGGACAACAACCGGUGCCCACCAAAGCUGGUGGUCGGGGUGUGCGACACAGGCAAUCACAUUGUCCGAGUAAUCACACUCAACAUGGACGACACCGCCAUCCCAUCGACAAAACCUGUGCACGAUGCGAACGCAUGGACCGAUGCUCCUAUCGCCACGCCGGUGUAUUCACUGCCAACGUCUCCAUCCAUGGGAAACCAGCACACGGAAGAGCUCGAACGCGUCCGUACAACCUCCCAUGUUCCUCCAGCUUUCGUGACUGGAUCCAUGCUUGCCUGUGUAGUUGCGGGAAGACAACCAUCGACUUCAACUUGAAAACGCUGCAUUGCGAGAAGCUGUCGCCAGCGCUGCCGACUCGAUUGAGCGGCUGACAAUUCUCUUGGCCACCAGGUGUAAUCAGCGCCAGUGACAUCGUCCGGACGCCAUCAUACGCUCCAACGAGUAUAUUCCAAAACCAGCAUUCGCUCCCGACCUGUUGUGGACGACGUGGAAAUGCGAGUGGUGGGCUACAUCUGACCUGUACUGGUUGUACAUGCGCGCAAGCCCGUUACGAACGGAUGAAACACUUUCGUUUGCA
This is a messenger RNA of Aphanomyces invadans, 1833 nucleotides long. RefSeq lists its product as hypothetical. Bases 30 to 1571 code for a protein of 513 amino acids. Gene Ontology annotation, molecular function: protein binding. The record is from RefSeq and is a predicted model, not a curated record. Lineage: Eukaryota; Oomycota; Saprolegniomycetes; Saprolegniales; Verrucalvaceae. The transcript has 4 exons.